Molecule: messenger RNA, 369 nt
Organism: Rotaria sp. Silwood1
Lineage: Eukaryota; Metazoa; Rotifera; Eurotatoria; Philodinida; Philodinidae
Source: the annotation of a GenBank genome assembly
AUGGCAAAAAGUUAUAAACAAUCUUCAUCAUUAUUAACCAGAUGCCUUCGUUCUAAUAAAACAAUUUCAACAUCUAUACCGAUUAGUAAUAGUCAUAUAAAAAUGAGUACACAUAUGUCAAAUACUUGUCUAUUAUCCUCAGUUGUAGAAGCUAUUCAAACUAUUGAUCAAAUGGUUCAAUCAGUAGAAAAUUCUAAUCAUAAACAACAAGGUGAUUCGAGUUGUUCAGAAAAAAUAAUGAAUAUUGAACAAAUCGAAGAAAUGCUUGUUAAAUGGACUCAUAUAGCUCAUUUUCUUAUGGAUACAUAUCAACAAAUGCAAAAUUUCAAUGAACAUUCACAGAAAAAUGAUAAAAUUCAAAAAAAUUGA